Photinus pyralis (common eastern firefly) is the source of this 1315-nucleotide messenger RNA. Its product is annotated as 2-acylglycerol O-acyltransferase 2-like. Gene Ontology annotation, cellular component: endoplasmic reticulum membrane. Gene Ontology annotation, molecular function: diacylglycerol O-acyltransferase activity. NCBI's taxonomy places the organism in Eukaryota, Metazoa, Arthropoda, Insecta, Coleoptera, Lampyridae. The record is from RefSeq and is a predicted model, not a curated record. Gene Ontology annotation, biological process: triglyceride biosynthetic process. The coding region runs from base 72 to 1079 and encodes 335 amino acids. The transcript has 2 exons.
UCAUAAGUAUUUUAGAAUGGUGAAACUAGUCGCGCGUGUUGCAUUAAUUCCCGUCUGCAAUAUUUAGCAAAAUGAGUGUCGGUACCUUCAUCAAACGCAAAUUAGAAUUUCUAGCAGUGGCCUGCUUAGCUCUAACUCUCGCGUUCGGGCCGCUGGUAGGUUUCUUUGUCGCUGGCUAUUUGCUUGUGUAUUCCAGUUACCGUUAUUAUGUCAUAUUGUACAUUGCGUGGAUAUAUUUGUACGAUUUAAAUACAUGUGAAAGGGGAGGUAGAAGGCUGAGGUGGGUGCGCUCUUUGCCUUGGUGGACGUAUGCAAGGAGGUACUUUCCCGUGUCGUUCGAGAAAGACGACAAUGUUGAAUUGGAUCCUACCAGAAACUACAUGAUGUGCUCGUUUCCUCACGGAGUAUACCCACUAUCUGCGUUUCUUGCAUUUGCAUGCGAGUCGGAUGGUUUCAAGAAUCAUUUUCCUAACUUUACUCCGUUUGGGAUUACUUUAAAAAUCAAUUUCCUAUGUCCGUUCUAUAGAGAGUUCAUGCUUGCAAUGGGAAUGUGCAGUUCAAGUGCUGAAUCCAUAAGAUGGAUGCUGAACAAGAAAGAGGGUGGAAAUGUAGUGAUCAUUUCAGUUGGCGGUGCGUCAGAAGCCAUGCAUAGUAAGCCGGGCCAAUACACGCUGGUGCUCAAAAACAGAAAGGGAUUUGUAAAACUUGCUUUAGAAACGGGCAGCCCUCUUGUACCCGUCCUUUCCUUUGGCGAACCAGAUCUACUUGAUCAACUCCCAAAUCCGAUAGGUUCAAAAAUGCGCGCGUUUCAAGAAUGGGCAAAGAAACGUAUGGGAUACGCGCCAAUCAUACCAAAGGGACGGGGGAUCUUUCAAAAUUCGUUUGGAAUUCUUCCAAAGCAAAAACCGGUUACUACAGUCGUCGGACCUCCGCUUGAUGUACAAAAAAUUGAUAAUCCGUCGCCCGAAGAAAUCUCGAUCGUUCAUCAGAAGUUUGUGGACCAUUUGGUCGAAUUUUUUGAGCAGCACAAACACAAAUAUGUGGAUGAUGCAGACAACGUCAAAUUAGUUAUUUUAUAAGUAACUAUUGUAAUUUAUAUCGUUACCGUAGUAGUAUUGCAAAUGGCACCAAACAAAUUAGCAGAUUAAGUUGUCGUAUUUGACCUGUUCUGAUAGGGCAAUACCAUUUCAUUAUUGUUAAUAUUCAUGUUUUCUUCUUUUAUUGUAUGUCUCACUUAUCGAAUGAUAUUUAUAUUGUAGCGUAAGCCACAUAGAACAAACAUCCGUUGCAGAAAUAUUACACUACAAUGUAGCAA